Messenger RNA from Colletotrichum scovillei, 2434 nucleotides. RefSeq lists its product as uncharacterized. Bases 199 to 1758 code for a protein of 519 amino acids. The transcript is spliced from 4 exons. The record is from RefSeq and is a predicted model, not a curated record. NCBI's taxonomy places the organism in Eukaryota, Fungi, Ascomycota, Sordariomycetes, Glomerellales, Glomerellaceae. Gene Ontology annotation, molecular function: DNA-binding transcription activator activity, RNA polymerase II-specific; zinc ion binding. Gene Ontology annotation, biological process: regulation of transcription by RNA polymerase II.
GUCCAUCUUCGGACUGCAUCUCUUUUGUCCAAGCGUCAAAACAGCCUUUGAGACAUCUCAUUACAGUCCCCGGGAACAUAGGAGGAAGAGAGGAAGAAAGGAUCAAACUCUUCGAACUUACCAGUUAAACGGUAACUCCCCGGUGGUGCUCGUCAUUCUGAAAGGUGUACGAAGACUCCGUACUCGUACUCCAUCCGUAUGGAGACCGAGUCAAAUGCCAUGAACGGCGCGCCGGAAAGGAAAGGGUCCACCACCUCGCUCAAGGACGAAGUCACGGCUCUGGAGAACGGCGCCGAACGGCCAAAGAUGGGCACCGCGAUCCGCGGAACACGCAUAGGUCACAAGAAGUCGAGGAAUGGGUGUCAGCAGUGCAAGAAACGGCGUGUCAAGUGUGAUGAGAGCCGGCCAUGUCGCAAUUGUGUACGGCACGACGUCAAGUGCAGUCUUGUCCUGACGCCAUUCGCACCUCAGCUUCCUGCUGUGACCGAGUCGCCAAAACCGACUCAAGAUGCAGCGAGUACGGCGACACCAGGUAGUAUCGGGGACGCCUCGACGACCAGUCGCCCAGUCAGCCGCCGCGAGAGACCAUCGCCUCAACUGUCUUCAUUAAAAGACAAGGUCGCCGCCAUUCAGGGGCUGCUAUCAGAGUUUACGGCUGAAGUAGAUGCCCUCAACCAAAACGGUCAUGACAACUACUCUAGCCCGGCCAAUGGCUCAAGUCAUGGAGACUCGGGAGACUCUCAGAGUAUCUCACAAGCUGACUGGCUCACCGACAUGCAACUCGUCCAUCACUUUACCUCCAACACAGCUCAUACUCUUUCUGAGAAUCCAGACUUUGUGCAUUUGUGGACUACAACCGUUCCUCAAAUUGCCUUCGCCAACGACUUCCUUCUCCAUGGCAUCCUCGCCGUAUCAGCUAUUCACAGAGCGCACAUCAAUCCCGAGAAAAGGGACGAGUAUGCCAACUUAUCAGCACGCCAUCAGAACAUCGCCCUGAGCCAAUUCUCGCCAGGACUGAGCGAGAUUGGCGAGAACAACGCAGACGCAUACGUACUCCACGCAAUAUGCAUCUUUCUGCUCAACACCUACUCCAUCGCGAACCCCCACGGGCCCAUCACAUCCAAGGACGUUGCCCAGUCCUUCAUCCUGCUACAAGGCAUCAAGAGCAUUCUCACCCUCCCCUUUGCCCAUCGAUACAUCUCCAACGGCCCAUUAGCCCGCUGGCUCUACCAAGGCGGUGUCGAGCCCGCCGUCGGAGGCAACUUUGCCUCGAAAAUCGACGAUCUUCUUACUCUUACGCGAAGCAUGGCCCCUUCAGACGAUACAACGACCUGCCAAUCCGCCCUCGAGGGCCUGAAAAUCACCUUUGCUGCAGUCUCCGCCCCGCAGCAUAGGUCCGGUCUCGUCUGGCGCUGGGCCGUCUCUCUCCCCCAGCCCUUCCUCGAGCUGAUGAUCCAGAAUCACCCCAUGGCCCUCGUCAUCCUCAUGCACUACGCGGCGCUGGUGCACGCCUUUGAGCGCAAUAUGUGGUACCUCGUCGGCUGGGGCAACAACGUCGCCUCAGCUUUGGAUCAAGCUAUUCAGGAACCAUGGAGGGAGUGGAUCCAGUGGCCUCUGAGGUGUAUUCGAGAGGGUGUUGAUAUUCGGCAGGUUGAGCCGUUCAAGCCGGUUCCGAUUGAGAGCGUCCCGAGGACGCAGCCUCCGACUGCUGCCAACUUCAAGCUGGACCUUUUCAGGCUGGGUGAGCCACCAGCAUGACGCGCUCGAGGAUUUGAUUCAGAUUAGACUUCUAUGGGAAACAGCCCAGUCUACUGGAAUGGUCCAGACGAGGCGUCGAACGAGAGCGCGGCUCCCGAGCGGCUCUUCUCCAAGAUCGUAUCUUCAAGGCAACGCUCGAGGACACAGCGAGAGAUUCUGGCGAUCCAACUUCUUCACGACGGCUCAAGUUGAGCAGGUAUACGCUUCGCUCGCCGGGAUAGCAUAGGCACACGCCGAGCUUCGGCUCUGACCUAGCUGUUUUCCGGCAGGAGUGAUGUGACGGCCUGCCUACACGUGAGAUAACAUGGCCUGGUUCGGACUGAGAGGUCGAUCCGGUCAGAGUACCAGCGGCAUGUACGGCAUCACGCAGGAAAGGACUGGUGAAUUCAUACAGUGGGCCAUUCACAGUCAUUGAGCGAUGCAACGCGCAACGCUCGAGGCGGCCAAAAAUCCAUCCAUAUGGUGGCAUUGUACAGAGGGAAGUAUAAAGGGAGCCUGAAGGCAUGGGCAACUUAGAUCGGCAUGUCGCCAUUAAAAGAGGGUUGGGCAAAUGAGGAAACAUAUAUCAACCGUGUGAACCUUCAAAAACUGUGUCAACGGAAAUAUCAUCUGGCAGUACGGAAUACCUGUGACGCCAAUUGAGAUAUCGGGCUCGGCCCAUCAAUUUACAUCCAUC